Molecule: messenger RNA, 2330 nt
Organism: Helianthus annuus (common sunflower)
Lineage: Eukaryota; Viridiplantae; Streptophyta; Magnoliopsida; Asterales; Asteraceae
Exons: 8
Coding region: 303-2135 (610 amino acids)
Source: RefSeq, a predicted model, not a curated record
AAAAGAGGGUAGGAAAUAGCAACUCUACACAGAAAAAAGUUACACAACUUACAAGAACGGUGGCCCGUCGCAAUGCAACUCAACCCGAUCGGAACCUGAACCCGAACCUCCUCAACCGUCUAAUCGUCAGACACCAAAUGCACCCACUUCCCCCCAUACCCACCUUCUGAUCAUCAUCAAAACCACAACUUUUCACCUAAAUAACUCGAUCAGAACCCCUAACCCACCAAAACAAGCAUGAUUUAAAGUUACCCCCUUUUCACAACCCUAACUAACUUUCACUCCUACAGUCUUACUUAUAGAUGGCUGAUGUUAGCUCUCCUGACUUUGACAGAACUGACAUCUCCCCACUGGUGAACAGUGAUGAUGACGAUUCGAUGUCGAGCAAGAGAAAAGAAGCAACAAGUCAUGAGUAUGAGAGCAGUAGGAGAAAGAAGAAGAAGAAACAAGGUGGUACGCCCCGUCCUGCUUGCUCUUGGGUGCAUUUUAGCCGCGAGUUCAUUAAGGAGUACAGCGCUUCUCAUCCUGAAUCCUCUGGCCUGAAAGUUGCAACAAAAGCAGCGUCAGAUGCUUGGAAAGUGAUGACCGUUCAAGAGAAAGAAAAAUACACUAAACGUGCUCGUGAAGUGUGGGAUGAUUACUUGAGUUCCACUCCACCCCGUGAACCAAAACCGAGAAAACAGGCCAACCUAGUCACAAGGUGCUCACCAGGUCGUUUAGUGAACGUGAUGAAACGGUUUACUCCUGACCAAAAGGAAGCGGUAAGGGCCAUCGGAUUCGGUAGCCUACUCGAUCUCAAAUGUAGAACCCUACGCCGCAGUUUGUGCCUUUGGUUACUGGAAAGAUUCAACACAAUUAGGCGAAGUUUAGAAAUUUGCGGUAAACGGAUACCUUUAUCGCCCCGUGAUGUGGAACUCGUAAUGGGAUUGCCGGCUAGUGGGAGAGACGUGGUGAAUUCUGGGCCCGAUGAUCUAGUAGCAGGUUUACGUUUAAAAUAUAACGCUUCAAAUCGGGGAAUAUCCGUGAGGUUUUUGGAGGAGCAAUUGGGAGAACCGGAAGCCGGAGAUGAUUUCAAAAGAGCGUUUCUUCUUUACGUGUUGGGCACGCUUUUGUGCCCUACGGCAAGGCUAGACGUUAGCCCGUCAUUUCUCCAUUUUUUGACGGAUAUGGAUUCGGUUCACGAGUAUAAUUGGGCAAAAUUCUUGCUCGAUAAGUUAGUUAGGGAGGUAACACGUUUUCGCCAAGGAAAACAACGUGCAGUCGGUGGCUGUCUUCUGUUUCUCCAGUUGUUUUACUAUGAGAGUGUUGCGAUUGGAGGAUCUUAUGAGCUUGCUCCGGUUGUUGUCCCGUGCUUAUCUUCAUGGACCGAAGAACAUAUUUCCGAGAGAGAGAAACAAGAGAAAGAGCUCGGUGGUUAUGGAUCUGGAGAGGUGGUUUGCAACGAGAGAGGUCUAGGGUUGAGUCUGUUAGCUGAGAAGGCUAAUGUUGGUAUGCUCCCAUUGACAAUUAGAACUAAUCGCGCUAUUCUGCCUCUACAUGAAGAAAAUCUGGGGAACGAGGCUCUCACUUACAAAGACGAAAAUACCUUUUCAUCCAAGAUCGAAGGCUACGGGUACAAUAACGCAUUGGAUUUCUCAAACAUGAACGAUCAUAGUGAUAUAAUUACGUACGGUCAAAGUACAUGCCCUCUUCCAAGCUGUAAUUUCACAGGUCUUUACGAACACUUAUCCGAUCACUUCACAACAGAACACUGGGACUCGGGACACCGUUUCCAGUACAAUUGCCCGUUACCCGUAUCGUUAGGCAUGGAUGAAACUUUUCUUGUACUCCAAGCAGAAGAAGACGGGCUUCUUUUCCUACUCAACAAAGGGACCGAAAACAUAGGCCACACUGUUAUGGUCACUUGUAUUGGCCCAAGCCAUUCUAACGAACACUUUUUUUACUGUCUAGUUUCGGAAAGAGGAAACAGCUCGUUAAAACUCAAGUCUUAUACGCAGACUUUACCGGGUCGGGUUGAUGGGAUUCCGCCUUCGGAUUUUCUUUUGGUUCCUUUCGGGUUUCUAAAUUCGUGUGGGGAGCUGAAUUUGGAGGUUUGUAUAUGGAACUCGUCAGAUUUAGUUGGAGUAAGAUCUUAAAAGAGUAUCGAAAUCAUAUUUUUCGGUUUUCUUGGAUUAGAAAGUGUACGUAAUAGCCGUCUUGUGGGUUUUUUUCUCAUAUUAUUAUUUUGGUUUUUAUAUUUGAAACGAUGAAGCAUCAUAUAUAGCUAUUGCAAAUACUGGGGAGUUAUUUGAAUAUAAUCCAAUAGUCACGCGCUAUAUUACUGGUGAGUU